Phodopus roborovskii (desert hamster) is the source of this 559-nucleotide messenger RNA. RefSeq names its product probable bifunctional dTTP/UTP pyrophosphatase/methyltransferase protein. The coding region runs from base 126 to 443 and encodes 105 amino acids. The record is from RefSeq and is a predicted model, not a curated record. The transcript has 2 exons. Gene Ontology annotation, molecular function: nucleoside triphosphate diphosphatase activity. Lineage: Eukaryota; Metazoa; Chordata; Mammalia; Rodentia; Cricetidae.
CAGCCACGCCCUGUCCUGCCUUCCCUGGCCCCGCCCAGGCUGAGUGGCCAGCAGCACAGUGUCAUCACCAGUGUGGCCAUCUUGAGGCCACUGUGGCGGAGGCAGCUUCAGGAGCCAAGUUCCAUAUGCCCAGAGGCCCCAGAGGUGGAAGGGGCCCAGAAGCAGAAGUGAAAUUGUCACUGUUCCACGAAGAGACCCAUGUGACAUUCUCGCGGCUAUCGGAGCCACUGCUGUGCGAAUACGUGGAGAGCGGGGAGCCUCUAGACAAGUCUGGCACCUACGGGCUUCAGGCGCGAGGCGGUGCCCUAGCAGAGCGCGUGGAAGGGGAUUUCUUCAAUACUGUGGGGUUUCCACUCAACCGCUGCAUGCGUGAGCUGGCUGCCAUCUUCCCGGAUGUGGGACCACACGUCCCUGUCAGCCAGCGUCCGGCCACACCCCAAUAAUGAGGAUUGUAGAUGGAGAAUGAGUAUGUGACUGUCCGGGCGGGUAUUCUGGUGAGAGAGUUACUGAAGGGGUGGGACUUCUGGUGAGUUUGUGAAGCAGUGACCCAUUUCCCAUG